AUGGAUUCUAAAGAUUUAAUCAUUUGUUUUCCAGAUGAGAUCCUUUACCACAUCAUUACCUUCCUCCCUCUUGAAUCAGCUGUCCAAACCACUCUUCUUUCUACUCGAUGGAAAGAUCUUUGGAAAAAGGCUUUUGUAUAUGGAGGUAUAGAAAAUGCUGUUGUUAAUGUAUUUAGCCUUCUUAAUGAUUUUGCUGAACUUCGUCCACCAAGAAGCAAGAGGGGAUUCCAGUUUAACAUUGGACAAGGUAGAGCCCUCUUUGCUGCCAUUGCGCCUAAUGAUGCACUUCAUCUGGAUUUCUCUGCUGGGGAACAAGGAUUAUCGAGGUCAUUUGAUUGGUUGUUACCGUUGAAUCUUCCUGCACAUGACAAAUGGCCAUUUCCCUACAAACAUGAUAAGCUGUUGGAGCUAAAUCUCCCAUUGCAGCAGUUCAAAAUAAAAGCUCUGUAUCUAACAUCAGUAUGCCUCCUUUUCAGGAAGGUGCUUACUUCUCUGGUGUCGUAUUUACCAUUUCUUGAGAGUUUGACUAUUGCAAAGUGUAAUGGAGUAAAAUCUUUAGAUAUAGAAAACGCUGCUAGGCUUCAAAAAUUAACUGUCUUGGAUUGCCCACAAUUAGAAUAUUUCUGUUUUGGAGGUUCCAGCUGCUUAAAGUCUUUCCAAUAUCAAGGCAGAUUAGUGUCUUUACGGUUUAAACCUUCCUGCAAAUUUAAUUCUUAUCACUUGUCGAAUGAACAUUUUUGUCACUGUGGAUUCCAAUUGGAAGAUGUCAUGCUUGAUUUCAGACAAGGCCCUCUAACACGAUGGACAUGGGACUUUGAAAUGCCUAGCAGUGCUGGUGCUAAUGGAUUCUACAAAAUCUGCAAUUGUGGUGGCACCACCUUGUUUCAAUGCGUCAAAUUAAUUCUGAAUGGCGUAGGUCGUGCUGAAUCUCUAACAAUGUGCAGAUGGCUUUUCAAGGCAUGUUUCAACCUUGGCUUUCGUUUGUUGCUGUUCAAAGAGCUUUGGUGGAUUGAUUGUUCAAUGGAGAGAGAAAAUAUCAAUGCCCUACUUUGCUUUCUGAAGCUCUGUCCUAACUUGGAAAGACUAUAUGUGAUUAUUGAUCCUAAAUGCUAUAACUUGCCUAGCACUGAAAGAUUCUCAGCCAUAAUCAAUUUUCCUGAUUAUAAACUCUAUAAUCUCAAGUUUGUCAAAGUAGAAGGAUGUACAGAUGAGACGAAAGAGAAUCUGUUUGCAAGGCGGUUGAGAACUUUAUUUCUAGGAAGUCCACUAAUUAUAUCAAAUCAAAAGUAUACGGGAGUCAUUCGAGGUGUCUGGUGA
Messenger RNA from Theobroma umbraticum, 1317 nucleotides. NCBI's taxonomy places the organism in Eukaryota, Viridiplantae, Streptophyta, Magnoliopsida, Malvales, Malvaceae. The record is from RefSeq and is a predicted model, not a curated record.